Messenger RNA from Pochonia chlamydosporia 170, 2658 nucleotides. Its product is annotated as fungal transcriptional regulatory protein. Gene Ontology annotation, molecular function: zinc ion binding; DNA-binding transcription factor activity, RNA polymerase II-specific. The transcript is spliced from 2 exons. Gene Ontology annotation, biological process: regulation of DNA-templated transcription. The record is from RefSeq and is a predicted model, not a curated record. NCBI's taxonomy places the organism in Eukaryota, Fungi, Ascomycota, Sordariomycetes, Hypocreales, Clavicipitaceae. The coding region runs from base 1 to 2658 and encodes 885 amino acids.
AUGACAGCCCCUCUCUCGCAACAAACGGUGUCAGUCAAAGACGCAGCCGCCGUCCGCAAGCGCAGAAGACGUGCUCCUGCUGGGGGUGCCGCAGAUGACUGCUUCACUUGCUCAAAAAGAAACGUCAAGUGUGACCGCCGGCGGCCGUACUGCUCUCAGUGCCUGGAAAUUGGAAACGAAUGCUCAGGAUACAAGACGCAGCUCACCUGGGGAGUUGGCGUUGCCAGCCGCGGCAAGCUUCGUGGGCUCUCUCUUCCCAUUGCCAAGGCUCCUCCUGUGUCCAGGGAACCGAAGAAGUCGCCUGUUGCCCGUGGACGUGCCAACUCGACUGCCGCUGUCAUGGCCGCACACUGGGUAGAGCAGGAGGAGGCCCGGAGACAACAUCGCGGCCCAAUCGAUAUACCCUCAGUGGCCCAUCACUCCGCCUCGACUCCGGCAAACUCAUACCCAGGACCCGGUUACGACUAUCUCUCCAUGUCACACCCUGAAGGAAGCGGCGCAGCAAGUCUUCCUCACCAUGGCUGGGGUGGUCUUCACUAUCCUCCCAGCGGCCUUGUGCACUCGCCAGAUGCCACACCGAAGUACUCCAAGUUUCCUCUUCCUCUCAUCACCGACGGCCUCUCUUCGUCCGUCGACUCUGUCAGCGACGUCGACUAUCUCUCACCCCUCAGCCAGACGUACUCGCGCGAUGAGAUGCCCUUUGGCAGUGGGUCGUCCGUCAUGUACGAUGGAUACGCUGGCAACCAGCAUUCUCCCGUGUCCCAAAGUCCUCCCUCGGGACUCGUCCUAGAACACCACGCUCGUGUGCCAACGUCGUGUCCCGGCUUGGUGUACGCCGCAUCAGAACACGGCUCGAGUCUCAACUCGCACUUGGACCCCUUCGAUGCGCACCUGAGCCACAAGCUGAUGCGGGAGUGUGACAGCCUCAGUGUUCCGCGAGUCGACGUAUACCAUUCAAGUUGCAGCUCUGCCGGCGGCAGCUGGACAUCACCAUCACAGCAUCCUCGUGAAGACGAACUGCAGUCGCCGCAAUCCGAGCAUGCAUCGCACAGGUGGCCAACGACACUCCGAGAACCAGAACCAAUCCGCGUCAGCCCAGACCUCGUCGCCAGGAUGCCAUUCUUUAUGGACUACUACAAAAACACAAUUGCUCCUUCCAUGGUGUAUAUUGAUGGCCCGCAGAACCCCUUUCGCGACCACAUCCUUCAGCUCGCUGGCCACAGCCAGAGCCUCCAACACGCCAUUUGUGCCCUGUCUGCCUGCAACUUGCGGAUGAAGAGAAAGCUGAGCCUCGGACAAGACACGCGGGAGCUGUUUGAGAAGCUCACUUUGGAGAAGAGCGCCCUCGAAAGCUUGGGCGACAGCCAGCCAGAAGAUCCGGCCCUGGCUGAAGAGUUUCAACACAGGAACUUGGCAGUCAGCCUCCUCAAUGAACAGCUCAACGACCCUGUCAAGUCCACGUACGACUCUGUGCUCGCCACCAUCCUGCUGCUCUGCCACUAUCGCAUGGUGGAAUCUGGUGUGGCCAAGUUUCACACCCAGUUUGCCGGCGUAAAGAAGAUUUUGUCCAUGCGGACAGAACAGUACGGCCCAUCGAGGGGCUCGGCGUGGAUCGAAGCACUCUUUACCUAUUUUGACGCCAUUUCAGCCAGCAUCAAUGACCGCGAGGCACAGCUUGCUUCUGCCGUGGAUGACGCAUCACCACUCUUGCCUCUUGGGGCGGAGAACCUCGUGGGAUGUGACAGGGAACUGUUCAAGACGAUCAGUAAGCUCGGCAGGCUGAACCUGCUCUCGCAGCAUCGCCCGGUUCAAAACAUGGCCUCCUCGCCUCGUCAGAGCGCGGAUACCCCGCCACCUCAUCAGAUGGUCGGAUCACCGAUUGGGCACUCGUACGGUGCUAGCGUUGGCAGCGUUCACAUGCAGCAUGGCCAACAGCAGCAGCAGCAACAGCAGCAACAACAGUCUCAACAGCAGCUUGGUGAUUUGUACGCCAUGCCCGGACACCGCUUUGACGGCAACGGGUUUGGCACCACACUGGAUGACGAUGAGAUACUCGCCUCAGCCAUGUGCACGUCUGCCGCAUUUGACGACAGGCGAUCACUCUUCUGGCGCGAGUGGAAGGACGCACGGUUGGCACUGCAGAACUGGCAGUUUGACGCCUCCAUGGUCGCGGCGUCACUGCCGGGAUCUCCAAGCCCUUCGCAGAUUCGAGAUCUUGGAUCCCUGUCGGAGGCUUUUCGAUAUGCUGCUCUCCUCUACACCGAGCGCCUGGCGGGUCCGAGCACGCCAUCCAGCCACACCAACUUCCAGAACCUAGUCAGUCAAGUGGUCUACUACGCCACUAGCCUUGACGCAGGCAGCACGGCCGAGAAGUUUCUCCUCUGGCCGCUGUUUGUCGCCGGCUCCGAGUGCGUCAAUGAAUUACAACAAAACAUUGUGCGGACCAAGUGCCGCGACAUUAUGAGCAGGUCUGGUUACAUGAACAACCUCUCUGCUCUCGACAUUCUAGAGAAGCUCUGGGCCGGUGACUUCAACUCCACCGCCGACUUGCGCGGCCACAGAUCAGGCGCUGUCAAGAUGGCUGGCUGCCGUGGUCCCUUCAACUGGGCCAAGUGCUUUGGCGGACCUGGCGCCGAGGCCGAAUGGAUCAUGUUUUGA